AUGGAAACAUAUGGUUCUCCUUAUUUAGUCGGACUCAACCCCACACGAUAUCAAUUAAAAAACAUGUCAAGCAAUGACAACACCUCAAAUGAAGAUAUCACUCCUCUCCAUGUCUCUGUCUUCCAUAAGAAAAAUGAUUUCAUUGAUCGAUUAAUAGGGAGUUACGAGAUGAAUGUGAACAGUCAAGAUCUCUAUGGUGAUACCUCACUCAUCGUUUCUUCUCAAAUCGGCAAUUUAGAAGCAACUCAGAAGCUUUUAAAGUACAAUGCCGACAAAAACAUUCUCAAUCGUCAUGGUCAAACUGCCUUAUUUGUUGCUUUACGCUUUAAUCAUGCAGAUGUUGCCUUAGAGUUAUUAUCUUCAAUGGCAGGGAGUGAGGAGUGGUUAAACAUCACAGACAAUUUAGGGUAUACCAUUCUCCAUUACGCUUCAUUCACUAACUCCUUAGAAGUCCUUGACAAACUGGAGCAGUCUUGUUUCAUCGAUCAGAUGGUGACUAACACAACCAAUCCUGCUUGUUGUACUCCACUUCAUAUCGCAGCUGCCAAUGGUAAUGAUUUAGUCGUUCAAUGGUUACUGAACAAAGGUGCUUCUUGUGAGACGGAGAAUUGUAUGGGACAGUCUCCUCUUUUAUUAGCUAUUAAAUAUAACCAUCUCUCGACUAUUAAUAUCCUCUUACCUUUGUCAACUCCAAACAUCCCCGAUAACUAUGGACAACUCGCUUUACACUACGCAGCUGCGGUUGGCCUCCCUCUUGAAGUUUUACGUGCUAUUAGCUCCGCAUACCCACAAGCGGUAAAUAAGAUGGACACCAAUGGUAACUUCCCCUUCCAUCACGCAGUCAAAUCAGACUCGUUAGACGUUCUGCAGUUCUUCUUUCAGUCGCUGAACGUCCAAUUGAACACGACAACGAGCAGUGCGAAUUUGUUAGUGAAGAAGAACUCGAAUGGGAUGACGCCAUUGAUGUUAGCUGCUGCGUUAGGCAACAUGAAGUCGUUUUCAUAUAUCAAACGGCUUGGUGGGGAUAUCUACGCGUCGACGAUGAGUGGGUCGACGCCCUUUUUGUUAUCGUGUGCGUACGGGCGGUUGAAGAUGGCGCAGAGUUUGUUUAUGGAAGACCCAUCAGUCCUUUCUGAUGUCGAUCAUAGUGGGAACACUGCUGUUCAUUAUGCAGUUCAGAACAAUCGAGUUGAAGUGUUGAAUUGGUUGAAAACGGUAGGUGGGAAUCUUAUUAAGAAGGGGAAUGAGAUAGGAGAGACUCCAUUACAUUUGGCAUGUCUGUGUGGAUAUAAAGGGAUCAUAGAAAGUCUUACAUUUGCGUUGUCGAUGACGGAUGUGACGGUGUCGGGAAGAACGCCGUUCCAUUAUGCAGUGCUUGGAGGCCAUUUGGGAGUUGUUAAACAAGCGCGACAUAGUGCGGAGAUGGCUUGUUUUGCGGCGGAUAAGAAUCGACUGACGCCGUUACACUACUGCGCGAUGAACGGAAUGGUCCACUUGGUCAACGAACUUCUGGCGGCGUGUCCGGCGCUAUUAAAUGCGCGAGAUGGGUGUGGGAGAACACCAUUACAUAUCGCUGUAGUGUGCGAUGAUGCGGUGAUGGUGAAACGGUUACUUGAGCAUGGAGCUGAUGUGAAUCAAUUAGAUAUCCGGAAGAUGACAGCGGGGCAGUCAGCGAUCAAUCGUGGGUUUGUUCAUUGUUAUGAAUUGAUCAAUGGACAAAAGGAGUUUACGGUCUUAAAGCGAGUUCGAAUGGUUUCUGAGUUUCAAAUGACAGAUGACAACUUGUUGAGUCUUGAAAUCAAUAAUGUCGUCGACGUCUUUUGGGAAAAUAAAAAGGGAUGGGCACUCGGGCAAUCUCACGGGAAAUAUGGCCUAUUCCCAUUGGCUAAAGGUGUCACUCUCCCGUUGGAAAAAGAUGAACAAAAGAAGAUUGGAGUGGUGCUGGAAGGAAAGAAAAUGGUCAAGAAAAACGUCGACCGGAAUCGGUCCAUGUCCGUCUUUAAACAGGAAAAAAAUGACGCGAAAAAUGUGGAGGAAAAAAUCACAAAUUUGGACCCCCAACUGCUUGUAAAAUUGCAAAAACAACAGGCAGGUGGAGCGCCAAAGAAAAGAAGAGGAGGAGUACCUUCAGUCGACGUUUAA
Entamoeba invadens IP1 is the source of this 2142-nucleotide messenger RNA. Its product is annotated as ankyrin repeat-containing protein, putative. The transcript has a single exon. The record is from RefSeq and is a predicted model, not a curated record. NCBI's taxonomy places the organism in Eukaryota, Evosea, Mastigamoebida, Endamoebidae. Bases 1 to 2142 code for a protein of 713 amino acids. Gene Ontology annotation, cellular component: cytoplasm. Gene Ontology annotation, molecular function: protein binding.